AACCCCGCCUCCGCACCAGAGCUCUGUUAGCACCACCGAGUCGCGCUCCGCAGCCCCGCCCUGCCCCACGGAACCUCACACCGCGCCCCGCCCGUCCCACGGAGCUCCGCCCUUCUCUCCUGAAGAGUCCUUGGAGUCUUGGAGUCCAGCGCGUGGCGUCUCGGCCUCCGCGUGUGCGGCCCUGCGUGAGGGCGGGUCGAGGCGUUGGUGCUGCCACGUCUGGGCCGCGGUUCCCAGGUGUCGCGCGGGCGGUGCAGGAGGUGGGGCUGGCGCUGCAGCCGGAUCUGGAUCCGGAUCCGGUAUGUUGUGACCGGGAAGAGUCUGACGGGCCUGGAGGGCAGCGCGGCCGGUCGGGCAAGUGCGGGCUACACUGGAAGGAUGAAACCUGAUGAAACACCUAUGUUUGACCCAACUCUUCUCAAAGAAGUGGACUGGAGUCAGAAUACAGCCACAUUUUCUCCAGCCAUUUCUCCAGCACAUCCUGGAGAAGGCUUGGUUUUGAGGCCUCUUUGUACUGCUGACUUGAAUAGAGGUUUUUUUAAGGUACUGGGUCAGCUGACAGAGACUGGCGUCGUCAGCCCUGAACAAUUUAUGAAAUCUUUUGAGCAUAUGAAGAAGUCUGGGGAUUAUUAUGUCACAGUUGUGGAAGACGUGACUCUAGGACAAAUUGUUGCUACAGCAACUCUGAUAAUAGAGCAUAAAUUUAUCCAUUCCUGUGCUAAGAGAGGAAGAGUAGAAGACGUUGUUGUUAGUGAUGAAUGCAGAGGAAAACAGCUUGGCAAACUGUUAUUAUCAACUCUUACUUUGCUAAGCAAGAAACUGAACUGUUACAAGAUUACUCUUGAAUGUUUACCACAAAAUGUUGGUUUCUACAAAAAGUUUGGAUAUGCAGUAUCUGAAGAAAACUACAUGUGUCGGAGGUACCUAAAGUAAAAAUACAGUGGUCAAAGGAAUUAAUGCUAAAAAGCUUUAGCAUUAAAAUAUUUUUGUUGCUGCAACCCAGUGACCUCCUUAAGUAUUGGACUGAAAAAAAUUGUAAUACUGCAAGUAUGAUAUUAGAAGCUUACUCUGGGCUGGUGGGACAACUGUGAGUCUAGAUUACAAAUGAUUAUUAUAAGGGGGGGGGAUGAUUUUUAACCAAAGGAAUAUAUUUUUAACUUGAGUCUUUUCUUGCAUUGUAUUUUUCUAAAGUUUGGCUUCAUUUCUUGGUAGUCAAGAUUAUGGGUAGUGAAGAGUUAUGUCUGCUCUCUGUGCUGCUCAUUUUUAAAAAAGAAUAUAUUGAAUAGGCAGUUUCUUAAUCAUAUUCAUAAAAUUAUUUUUGUUUCAGAGAAGCAUCUAAAUAUAUGACUGUAUCAUUUCUCACAUAUUACAUGAAAUUGGAUAUAGUCAUUAUGACUAUAUUUGGACAUCCAAAUAUUUGGUCCUAGUAUACACAACCUAGGCAGUCUUUUAAAGUAGAAGAAAUGAAAAUUAACAUAAAAUGUGACAAGGUGCAAGGUAGAACAAUUUAAAUUGUUUUACUAAAUAUUUGUAUAGUUCUAUAUAGAUAAUGUACCACCUGUCUCAUCUGUUAAAUACAAUUAUUAAUCUGUUAAAAUUACCCAAAAGAAAACUUAAAGGUACUUUAAAAGUGAAUUGGCAGCUCUCAGCAAAGGUACUCUCACCCCAUUUUUUCUUAUCAUGGGUAUCCAAAGCCUUUCUUCUGAGUCACAUCUUUAUGAAACAAAUACACAAGAUCGAGUGAAAUAUUUUAAAAUGUAUGGCAUUGCCUUUGUCACAUCCUUAGAAUGAUGGAAGCUUUUCUAGUCAGUGUGAUUAUAAUGGUACUAUUAUGUGGUCACUGUGUCCUGUUUUGAUUUUAUUUAUUUUAAUGAUUUUUUUUUUAAGGUUGAAGAAAUAGAAACUUUAUUAAUGGUUCUAUUACAUUCCAUGUUAUUAAACUUGUUUAUAUUAAUAGUCUCUCAUGUAAGAAUCUUGCCUGUGUGUUUCUUGUGUUUUGUUUGUUGAGAUAGGGUAUCAUGUAGCCCAGGCUAGCCUUGAAUUCACUAUGUAGUGGAGGAUAAUCUUGAAACCCUACCCGAUCCCCCCAAUGUUCCUGCCACAAUGUUUCAAGUGCUUGGAUUAUAGGCAUGCACCACCUUGUUCUGCUUGAAUCUUUUCUUGAACUAUAUGGUUCAUAACAGCCUUAUUUUAUAUUACUUCAACUGGAUUUUGGAUUUCUAAAACAAUAGAAAUACUUUGACAAUAGAGGGGUGGACUGCAUUUACUGACAGCUUAUACAGAUGAAAUGAUCUGUCUCUAGUGAAAUUAACAGUAUCCUUGACUAAAGUGUCCUUAGGUUUUUACCCAUGUUAAAUAAACAUAAUGAAAAGGUCAAAUUUAAUGCUUUAUUAUUUUUCCACUGAAUUGAGGUAAAACUCUAUAAAUUUAAUAUUUCAAUAAAUCCCUUUAGCUGCGUUCAAGACCUUAAAUCUCCUUUAUAGGAAACAGUUGUGUCACCAAGAAACAGUCUUAAUAUUGAACGUUCAUUCACUCUUGAUCUGUGGAGUAAAACUGGGUUACUUUAACCUAGAAGGCAAGUAAAAAGUUCUGAGGCAUAAGCAAUAUGAAUGAGCUUUUCUUUUCUUUUUUGAGGUAUAAUGGCACAACAGUUUAAAUACAACCACCAGUCUUCACAAAAUAAUUUUAAUACUUUGUGCCUGGGCUAGCAGCAUCUGCACUGUGACAUUCCUAUACACACGUAAGCAUUUCAUCUGAGUACAAACGUUAAAAGCAGAGUCACAUAAGCAUUAGCCUAUACAAAGACACUGUAUGUUAUUUUUUUCUUGAAUCUUUCUUGCUGCAUAGUAAAUUGCAAUUACAUGUCAGUAUAAUGUUACUGAUUAUAGAACACACUUUUGAACUGUGAGGUAUGGCAGCCCCCUGUGAGAGAGCUUAACAUGUAAACCUGAAUAUUUUGAGUGAUUUUUUUUUUUUUUUUUAGCUGCCAUGGAUGGGAAAGACAAAGAAAAUCCAGCACUCAAGACCCUAGAAACUUAUUUUCCUAAUCAAUAAAAAAUAAAAUCCUUGAGUAAUUCUCAGCUAUUUCCUAUCAACCAUUUCAUUAUGGGAGUGUUACUGAAUGGACAAAGAUAAUUAUUGAAGUGAAGCUAUGUUUUAGGAUUAUGGAUUGAAUGUUAUUUAAAAAAAAAAAAACUGCCAGGUAACUGCUCAUUUACUUUACAUCAAGUUGAGAUCCUAAUA
Messenger RNA from Nannospalax galili (Upper Galilee mountains blind mole rat), 3243 nucleotides. RefSeq names its product glucosamine-phosphate N-acetyltransferase 1 (gene Gnpnat1). Bases 379 to 933 code for a protein of 184 amino acids. The record is from RefSeq and is a predicted model, not a curated record. Gene Ontology annotation, molecular function: monosaccharide binding; glucosamine 6-phosphate N-acetyltransferase activity. Lineage: Eukaryota; Metazoa; Chordata; Mammalia; Rodentia; Spalacidae. Gene Ontology annotation, biological process: UDP-N-acetylglucosamine biosynthetic process. The transcript has 6 exons. Gene Ontology annotation, cellular component: endoplasmic reticulum; endoplasmic reticulum-Golgi intermediate compartment; Golgi apparatus.